CCGCGAGGCUAGGUCUCGCGAGACUCGAGAGCCGGCUCGGUUCCUGGUUGGUGGGACCGCGUUGAGAAAGCCGGGGCGGCAGCGGAGAGAGGGGCCUGAAAGAAAAAGAAGAAGAGAAAGAAAAGAGCCCGGCCCGAGUCGCGCGGAGAGAAUCGGCGAGAACUCCGUUCGUUUCAGUUCUGUGUUUCGAAGCAGGAGUUGGGAGUUCGGCGUCCUUCGCCGUUUUCAUCUCCCCGGACGGUGUUCAUGAUGUCUGCGCUGGGACCGGAGAACGAGAACGUGAGCUCCCUUUCGGGCACCAAUUCGCUUCCCAGCGGCAUGGAGACCACAGGAGCGGCCCCGGCCUCCGCCGAGGGGGUGCCCGGGAUAAGCGACGAAGGAAUGGAACUAGUUGGUGAUGAAUCUCCAGGAAAACAAAAAGAAAAUCAAGAACCAGAUCCUACAUAUGAAGAAAAAAUGCAAACUGAUCGAGCAAACAGAUUUGAAUAUCUGUUGAAGCAGACAGAAUUGUUUGCACAUUUCAUUCAGCCUGCUGCUCAGAAAACUCCAACCUCACCCUUAAAAAUGAAACCAGGACGACCAAGAAUAAAAAAAGAUGAAAAACAAAAUCUGUUAUCUGUUGGCGACUAUCGGCAUCGUAGAACUGAACAGGAAGAAGAUGAGGAGCUUUUAACAGAAAGUUCCAAGACUACUAAUGUAUGCACUCGAUUUGAAGACUCUCCAUCCUAUGUGAAAUGGGGUAAAUUGCGUGAUUAUCAAGUCAGAGGAUUGAACUGGCUUAUUUCUUUGUAUGAAAAUGGCAUCAAUGGUAUUUUAGCAGAUGAAAUGGGUCUUGGAAAGACAUUGCAAACAAUUUCUCUUCUUGGGUACAUGAAACAUUACAGGAACAUUCCAGGUCCUCAUAUGGUAUUGGUUCCCAAAUCAACUUUGCAUAAUUGGAUGAAUGAGUUCAAGAGAUGGGUGCCAACUCUUCGAGCAGUAUGUCUGAUAGGUGACAAAGACCAGCGAGCUGCUUUCGUGAGAGAUGUUUUAUUGCCAGGUGAAUGGGAUGUCUGUGUAACAUCAUAUGAAAUGCUCAUUAAAGAGAAAUCAGUAUUCAAAAAAUUUAACUGGAGAUACCUAGUUAUUGAUGAAGCCCACAGGAUUAAAAAUGAAAAAUCGAAGUUGUCAGAAAUUGUGAGGGAAUUCAAGACUACAAAUAGGUUAUUGCUAACUGGAACACCAUUACAGAAUAACUUACACGAACUCUGGGCACUUCUUAACUUUUUAUUGCCAGAUGUCUUUAAUUCAGCUGAGGAUUUUGAUUCAUGGUUCGAUACAAACAACUGUCUUGGGGAUCAAAAAUUAGUAGAACGGCUUCAUAUGGUACUACGACCAUUUUUGUUACGUCGUAUAAAAGCUGAAGUAGAGAAAAGUUUGCCUCCAAAAAAAGAAGUUAAAAUAUAUGUUGGUCUCAGCAAAAUGCAAAGGGAAUUGUACACAAGAAUCUUAAUGAAGGAUAUAGAUAUAUUGAACUCUGCUGGAAAACUGGAUAAAAUGAGACUAUUAAACAUUCUUAUGCAAUUACGAAAAUGUUGCAAUCAUCCGUACCUUUUUGAUGGAGCAGAACCUGGUCCACCUUAUACAACAGAUAUGCAUUUGGUUACCAAUAGUGGCAAAAUGGUUGUUUUGAAUAAAUUGUUGCCAAAAUUGAAAGAACAAGGAUCACGAGUCCUAGUCUUCAGUCAGAUGACAAGAGUAUUAGAUAUAUUAGAAGAUUACUGCAUGUGGCGAAAUUAUGACUAUUGCAGACUUGAUGGGCAGACACCUCAUGAUGAAAGACAAGCUUCCAUUAAUGCAUACAACGAACCUGACAGUUCAAAGUUUCUUUUUAUGCUGAGCACACGGGCUGGUGGUUUGGGAAUCAAUCUAGCUACAGCUGAUGUUGUAAUUCUAUAUGAUUCUGACUGGAAUCCACAAGUAGACCUUCAGGCUAUGGAUCGUGCACAUAGAAUUGGUCAGACAAAGACUGUUAGAGUAUUCAGAUUUAUUACAGACAACACUGUAGAAGAAAGAAUAGUAGAAAGAGCAGAAAUGAAACUUCGCUUAGAUUCCAUAGUUAUUCAACAAGGUAGACUAGUAGAUCAGAAUCUGAAUAAAUUGGGAAAAGAUGAAAUGUUGCAGAUGAUUCGACAUGGAGCUACCCAUGUCUUUGCUUCAAAAGACAGUGAAAUUACAGAUGAAGACAUUGACGGUAUUUUGGAAAGAGGUGCAAAGAAAACUGCAGAAAUGAAUGAAAAACUAUCCAAAAUGGGUGAAAGUUCACUCAGAAACUUUACAGUGGAUACAGAGUCUAGUGUGUAUAAUUUUGAAGGAGAAGAUUAUAGAGAAAAACAAAAGAUGGCAUUCACAGAAUGGAUUGAGCCACCUAAACGUGAAAGAAAAGCCAACUAUGCUGUUGAUGCUUAUUUUAGGGAAGCUCUUCGUGUCAGUGAACCAAAAGCACCAAAGGCCCCGCGACCUCCAAAACAACCUAAUGUUCAGGAUUUCCAAUUCUUUCCUCCACGUUUGUUUGAAUUGUUGGAAAAAGAAAUUCUUUAUUAUAGAAAAACUAUUGGAUAUAAGGUACCUCGUAAUCCUGACUUGCCAAAUGCAGCUCAGACACAAAAGGAAGAACAAAUUAAAAUUGAUGAAGCUGAACCGCUUAAUGAAGAAGAACUAGAUGAAAAGGAAAAGCUACUUACUCAGGGAUUUACAAACUGGAAUAAAAGAGAUUUCAAUCAAUUCAUUAAAGCUAAUGAAAAAUGGGGUCGUGAUGACAUUGAAAAUAUAGCUCGAGAAGUAGAAGGAAAAACUCCAGAGGAAGUCAUCGAAUAUUCUGCUGUUUUCUGGGAACGAUGUAAUGAGCUUCAGGACAUAGAAAAGAUCAUGGCGCAAAUUGAAAGAGGUGAAGCUCGAAUUCAAAGGAGAAUCAGUAUUAAAAAAGCACUUGACACAAAGAUUGGCAGAUACAAAGCACCUUUUCACCAACUGAGAAUAUCGUAUGGUACUAACAAAGGGAAAAAUUACACAGAAGAGGAAGAUCGCUUUUUGAUCUGUAUGCUUCAUAAGCUUGGAUUUGAUAAAGAAAAUGUUUAUGAUGAAUUGAGACAGUGUAUUCGAAACUCUCCCCAGUUCAGAUUUGAUUGGUUCCUCAAGUCUAGAACUGCAAUGGAAUUACAACGAAGGUGUAAUACCUUAAUCACUUUGAUUGAAAGAGAAAAUAUGGAAUUAGAAGAAAAAGAGAAAGCAGAAAAGAAAAAACGUGGACCUAAACCUCUGACACAGAAACGUAAAUUGGAUGGUACUCCUGAUGGAAGAGGAAGAAAAAAGAAACUAAAGCUGUGAAUAUUUGAUUUCUUGUAAUCACUAAAUUUAGUUCUUUAAUUUUACGGGUCUUCAUAAGAUGUACUUUACAAUUCUCAACUAUUAUGUCAUUAAAGGACAUUGGAUUCAUGUGUUUACUUGCUGAACUAGAAGAAGAGUAACGUAGUUUCACGUUUUUAAAUAAAACAGCUGUGCUGAACUUUUUUUUACCAUUAACACUUGAAAUAAAAAAUAGGCUUCAUCUAGUAGUUGAUGUUUUUUAUAUAUAUAUUUAUGUAUAUAUUGUUCAAUUCUUUGUUUCACAAAUAUGCUAAAUCAUACUACCUAUGAGUAGUUUAUAGAUAUUGUGCUUAGGAUUCCCAGACUAUAAAGUUUUGAACAUACCCAUGUUUUUCCGAAAAUAAGACAUGAUAUUUUUUUUGCCUCCAAAAGAGGCACUAGGUCUUAUUUUCGGGAGAUGUCUUACCUUAGGACUGCUGCAGCCAGGCUUCCCACGCCCUGACAUCUGUCGUACUACUGCUUGACUUCUUCAGUGGCUGCUUGCCACUACUUGCACUGUUGCAGCUGCAUGCGGCAGGAGACCGCAUGGUGCUUUGGACUAUUGACGCCACUUGCGGCAGGCCAUGUGGUGCUUCGGGCCAGUGGCAAUGGCCCAAAGCGCUGUAUGGCAUCUCGUGACGGCAAUGGCGUGAAGCACCAUGCGGUCUCCUGCCAUGAGCAGUGGAAAUGCCCUCAAGUGCUGUGCAGCCUUCUGCUGCAAGUGCCGGCACCAGCAUGAUGAGCCAUGCAGCACUACAAAUGUGAGUGUGGGAGGCCUGGCUGCAGUGGUUCUACCGGUAAGGUAAGCGGGUAUGGGGUGAUGGGGUAGCUCCAUCCUUCUACCCCCCCACCCUAGUUUGAUUUUUAAUUGUGCGCCUUGCCCCAAAACUAGGGCUUACUUUUAGGGUAGGGCUUAUAUUAGGCUCACUCCCAAAAAUCAAGCUAUGGCUUACUUAUGAGGUAGGUCUUACUUUGGUGAAACACGGUAUGUCCUUCGCUUUAUGGAACAUAUAUCCAGUGAUAAAAUGACCAUUUUUAACUGGGCAAACUAACUUAUCCAUUCCAUUGUAUUAGUUUCACAAGAUGAUCUCUGCACUUUAGUUUAACUUUUGCCUUUUUAAAUAGGCAGAUAAAAAUAUCAAAUAUCCAGCCAUCCAACAUUUUUAUUUUCUAGGAAAAUGUCUGUGGGACACAGAAGCAUCAUUGGGAAUAUUACAUUGGAGUUGGUACUUUGCAUUAUAGCAUAGAAUCAGUAUUGUUGAUUUACAAUGUAAUUUAAUCAUUUUUUUUUCUUUUUGGAACUACUUUCUCUUUUCACUUGCCAAUUAUUGUUGUAUUCUGGUCAGUUAUAGUAGUAAUAAGUCAAGAAGCCAAAAUCAAAUUCCCAUUUAUACAUCAUGUUAAACUGCAUUUGUAACUGGUAAGCCAAAGAAAACCAUUUCAAAUUAGCUUACCGCACAAUAAGCAGAAAAAAGGAUAGUGUAAUGUUUAGGUAAAAGUCUUUCCACUCAAAUUUUAUUUCUAGAUUUCUCAUAGAAAACAAGAAUUAGCCUUUUUUUUGUUGUGUUCUUUAACCCAAAUAAUAGGUACAGCGUGAUUGCUUUCUCUGUAACCUUCAUAUUAUACAAUCCCUGAAAAAACUGUCACUUAGCAGUCCUUGGUAUUGGAUCAAGCUUCUGCAUGUACAAAUUAAACAUUCAGAUCCUGGACUGAACUUUUUAUUUUACCCAGAUUGUGGAAACCACCAACUUCAAACUUAGCUUAUCAAUUUACAUUCUUAUAAUAAAGUGUAAUUAGCUAAUACAGUGGGGGGGGGGGAGUACAUCUUUGAGUUCUGUGGUUUUAUGUAUCCGGAUACAGUAAAAAUUAUCUGGUCCUUAGCAAUUCUUAAAAGUAGGUAAAUACAACCUCAGAUGAACAACACCUGACAUUAUACCACGUCAUCAUUUAUCUUACAAAAAGAAACCCAAACUGGAAAAGCCAUGUGUGAAAAACUAAAUAACACACUGUUUCCAUAGACAUGCCAGGUGCUGCUAAUCAAGUGCUCUUGAUCAAUUGAUCAUCAGCAAAUGUGGCUAUCUCAAUAAAAGCUGAGGUUUUAGGAGUUGUUGGUCUCCAGCAUUAAGGUGUGUGUUAACACAGUAUCAAAGAGGAAAGACAUCAGCAAUGAUCUUAGAGAAGCAAUUGUUGCCACCCAUCAAUCUGAGAAGGGUUAUAAGGCCAUUUCCAAACAAUUUAAAGUCCAUCAUUCUACAGUGAGGAAGAUUAUUCAGAAGUGAAAAGCAUUCAAGACAAUUGCCAAUCUUUCCAGGAGUGGAUGUCAAAGCAAUUUCAACCCAAGGUCAGAUGGUGCAAUAGUCAGAGAAAUUGCCAAAAAUCUAAGUUACAUCUCAGACUCUACAGGCCUCAGCAUGUUAAAUGUUAAAUUCAUGACAGUACAAUUAGAAAAAGACUGAACACGUGUGGUUUGUUUAAAGCAGGGGUAGGCAACCGUGGCUCUUUUAUGACUCGUGGACUUCAACUUCCAGAAUUCUGGGAGUUGAAGUCCACGAGUCAUAAAAGAGCCAAGGUUGCCUACCCCUAGUUUAAAGGGUUGCCAGGAGAAAGCCUCUUCUCUCUAAAAAUAAUAUUGCAGCACAACCUAGGUUUGCAAAGUUACAUCUGAACAAACUGCGAGACUUCUGGAAAGCUAUCCUUUUGUCAAGACCAAAGUGGAGAUGUUUGGCCAUAAUACAUAUUGCCACACUUGGCAAAAACCAAACACAGCAUAUUGGCACAAACAUAUCAACUGUCAAACACAGUGGAGGAGGGGUAAUGGAUUGGGCUUGUUUUGUACCUUGCAAUCACUGAAUUGACCACAAAUACCAAAGUAUUCUAGAGUCAAAUGUGAGGGCAUCUGCUGACAGCUAAAGCUUGACUGACAUUAAGUCAUACGACAGGACAAUGAUCCUGAGCACACUAGCAAAUCUACAACAGAAUGCCUGAAAAAGAAAAGAAUCAAGAUGUUGCAACAGCCCAGUCAAAGUCCAGACCUCAACCCAAUUGAAAUGCUGUAGUGGGACCUCAAACGCCCACAAACCUCAAUGAAUUGAAGCAAUCUUAUAAAGAGUGGGCCAACAUUCCUCCACAACUAUAUGCGAGACUGAUAAAGUCAUAGAAAGCUAUUACGUUAACUUAUUGCCACUAAAGUUCCUACAGGCUAUUGAAUCAUAAGGUGUACUUUGUUUUUCACACAUAGCUUCUUCAUUUUGGCUUUCUUUUCGUAAAAUAAAUGAUAUGCUGUAAUAUGUCAUGUGUUGUUCAUCUGAGGUUGUAUUUACCCAGUUUUAAGAAUUGCUAUGUAUCAGAUGAUUUUUACUAUGUCCUGAUAUGUAUAAUCAUAGAACUCAAAGAUUGUGCACUUUUUCACGUGACUGUAUAUAUUUUACAUCAGGAAAUGUUAGGAAUAAAACAGGAAAAAGCUUCUAUGUAAGGAUAAAUUUUAACAUAGUAACUUUAUAUUUUAUAAUUACUUGAAAAAUAAAAAACUUGUUUUGGUUCAA
Molecule: messenger RNA, 6926 nt
Organism: Crotalus tigris (Tiger rattlesnake)
Lineage: Eukaryota; Metazoa; Chordata; Lepidosauria; Squamata; Viperidae
Gene: SMARCA5
Product: SWI/SNF related, matrix associated, actin dependent regulator of chromatin, subfamily a, member 5
Exons: 24
Coding region: 247-3366 (1039 amino acids)
Biological process (GO): regulation of transcription by RNA polymerase II; nucleosome organization
Cellular component (GO): chromatin; nucleus
Molecular function (GO): ATP binding; ATP hydrolysis activity; ATP-dependent chromatin remodeler activity
Source: RefSeq, a predicted model, not a curated record